UUAUAACACAUAAGUGUACAUAAAAGGAUAAAAGAAGAAUCUUCUUAAAGAUAGAUUAUAAUGCUGUGGUGGGAACUACUAGUAGAUAAGCAAACAUAUUAGACUACUCCAAUUCACAUACUCUCUUUACUCUUCUUCUCACCCUUGGCCUGUUCUGUACAUAUACAAACGAAUAUUCCCCAAUUAAAAUUAUUCAGUAAGAACACCAAAUAGUUACAAAUAAAAAAAAAUUAAAUUCAAAAUCAAAAUUUUUGUGGGUGACCCAGAUCCAUAAAUACAACAAAGAGAAGAAUUGUGGGAAAAUUUGCAAUUUUUGAUAAAGGAGAAUCUUUUUUUAUAUGGGUUAAUCUUCAAAAGUCCUGCUCUUUUUUUAAUCCCCAUUGGAGACUGAAAGGUGGAAAGAACUUUGUAGGUUGCUUUUGGGGAUUCAUAAAUUCAUUACAAAAAGCAGUAGAAUAUACUACUUGUAUUUUGAUUACGAGAAGAAAAGCAGCAUGCCUCUUUCUUUAGUACUUGUGUCUCCAGCUACAGAGGUCUGCCAUGGUUUUCUUGUCACAGAAUCAUGGAUUAGUCGUUUGAUUUUCAACAAGAAAUCGAAAAGAAUAUCCAAAAAACAAGGGAAUUGGGCUUGGAAUGUUGCAAAACAGCAAAAGAGAGUAGGAGGCCCUGUGUUGUCGAGCAUGUUAGCAAACCCGACUGGAGACCUUGUGGUUAUGUCAUCAGAACAAAGAGUGUAUGAUGUAGUAUUGAAACAGGCGGCUUUGGUUAAUACGAAGUUGAGGUCACGCGAAGAUCUUGAUCUUGAUGUGCAGCCUGAUAUUGUUGUUCCGGGUACUUUAAGCUUGCUCGGUGAGGCUUAUGACCGAAGUGGCGAUGUUUGUGCCGAGUAUGCCAAGACAUUUUACUUGGGAACGCAGCUCAUGACCCCUGCAAGGCGAAAAGCUAUAUGGGCAAUAUAUGUGUGGUGUCGGAGGACUGAUGAGCUUGUCGAUGGGCCUAACGCUUCACACAUAACGCCUUCUGCUUUGGAUCGGUGGGAGGCAAGGCUAGACGACCUUUUCAGGGGCCGUCCCUUUGAUAUGCUUGAUGCUGCGUUAUCCGACACUGUAUCUAAGUUUCCCAUCGAUAUCCAGCCGUUUAAAGAUAUGAUUGAAGGUAUGAGGAUGGAUCUCAGAAAGUCGAGAUACAAGAAUUUCGACGAGUUAUACCUAUAUUGUUAUUAUGUCGCUGGAACGGUUGGAUUGAUGAGUGUUCCGGUCAUGGGUAUAGCGCCCGAAUCAAAGGCAACAACUGAAAGUGUUUACAAUGCUGCAUUAGCAUUAGGAAUUGCAAAUCAGCUGACUAACAUACUUAGAGAUGUUGGAGAAGAUGCAAGGAGAGGUCGGGUUUAUUUGCCACAAGAUGAAUUAACACAAGCGGGUAUUUCGGAUGAAGAUAUAUUUGCAGGAAAGGUUACAGAUAAAUGGCGAAAUUUCAUGAAAAAGCAAAUCAAACGAGCGAGGAUGUUCUUUGAUGAAGCAGAGGAAGGAGUUUCCGAGCUUAGUAGUGCUAGCAGAUGGCCGGUAUGGGCAUCGUUGCUUCUGUAUCGACAAAUACUAGACGAGAUAGAAGCAAAUGAUUACAAUAACUUCACAAAGCGAGCGUAUGUAAGCAAAGCGAAGAAACUUCUAGCAUUGCCAAUGGCAUACGCUAGGUCUAUAGUUCCUCCUCGAUCAACUUCCGGCCUUGUGAAAGUGUAGUAAGAUCAACCAAACUAGUAGUGGAUUUACAUUGUAAAGCAUGAGAUCAAUGAGAUGUGUAUAUACACUGAAACAUACAUAUAUUCAUAUUGUUACCAAAAUGGAAAGUUCUUUAGUAGCUA
This is a messenger RNA of Amaranthus tricolor (Joseph's coat), 1861 nucleotides long. Its product is annotated as phytoene synthase 2, chloroplastic-like. Lineage: Eukaryota; Viridiplantae; Streptophyta; Magnoliopsida; Caryophyllales; Amaranthaceae. The transcript is spliced from 7 exons. Gene Ontology annotation, biological process: carotenoid biosynthetic process. Gene Ontology annotation, molecular function: geranylgeranyl diphosphate synthase activity. The record is from RefSeq and is a predicted model, not a curated record. Bases 495 to 1739 code for a protein of 414 amino acids.